ACGUUAUGUGACGUUUGUCGAGCAGACCUACCUGAUUCGCUGAGUCAAAGGUUAAGCGAACGCUGGAAGUCUUGUCUAAUGAAUAUUAAUGACGUUAUGUGACGUAUAUCGAGCAGGCCUACCUGAUUUGCUGAAUGCUAAGUGCGACUUGCCUCAUGAAUAUUAAUUAGGUCAUACGUCACAGUGCACACAAAUCAAAAGUACUCGUUUGUAAACUGGUUAUAAUAUUUCACCAGAGAUCGACUGAUGACUUAAAGUACAGAGCUGUAGAUAUUUCAUAUAGUUAGCUAGUGGUCUGAAAUUGUGUCUGGCUGUAGCAUACUUUGUUUUUAAACCACACCCCACACAACCGUUUUUAAACAGGUGAGGUCACGUCGACUGCCGUCACUGUACGUGUGCCUCGGCAGGACACUGGAUGUCAUGGCUGUGCCUUUACCGUGCGACAGCAGUGAUGCAGCGUUCGCCUGGUUCACAGAAUUCCAGCGCAGCAGCAUUUUGACGAAUGGAAUUGUUCCAGAAUGGUUCCACGGCAUAAUAUCCAGGAAGGCUGCGGAGGAUGAGUUGAAGUGCAAGCCUCCUGGUUACUUCCUCAUUCGUGUUAGUGAGAGCAGAGUGGGUUAUACAUUAUCUUAUCGAGCUGAAGAUCGCUUCAGACACUUCAUGAUUGACGUCUUGCCAGAUAACCAGUUUAUUAUAGUGGGAGAAAGUACACACUAUCGUUCCCUCCAUGACUUGGUGGCCUUCCACCGCAGAAGCCCCAUUUUACCCUACAACGAACUGCUGACUGUGGCUUGUGAACAGGGCGGCAAAACCAACUACGCCGAGUUGUUUUUGCCUCGAAAGAAAGAGCUAAACGCUGGACAGGUUGAAUGGAUAAAUUCUCCAACACAAGCACAUACGCCUCGUUCAGAUAUCUCAGAACACAACGCGACUUCGGCGCUCCAAACCGAUGUGCCUGCGCUACCUUCAAGUCCUUCUGCGAGACUGUAUCCAAGCUUGGAGACGGAAUUGACCACUUUGAAUCUACAGAGCACGGAUCAGCCAACAAAGCCUGUUCCUAAGCCUAGAACAAUAUUCACUUCCACAACUCAUGACACGCCACCACAGUUACCGCCCAGAAUGUGCUUGCCAAGUCGCCCGCAAGCAACCGCGGAGGCCGACAGAUCGCAAGGGUUGACGUCGGUAAGCCCUGACAAACAUCAAAUCGCAGCCAGCUCACCCGUUGAAGGCCGUACCCAACAGAAAAACCAACAACAUUUGAAACCUGUGGUCUUGAGCCUGGCGCAAAUUAAGAAAAAGCUUAAAAAGAAACACUCUGAAGAUCACACGUAUGAGGAGAUCCCCAAAGAUGCGUGUCAGGAGGAUCCGACUCUUCCUGCUAUGGACAGCAGUACCAUGAACCCUAAACAACAGGCGGAAAAUGAAUAUCAGGAGUUAUCUGAUUGUCGGUCAUCUGACGGUAUUCCCAACUUUGCAGAUAGAGAAUUACCAUACGAGUACCUAAAUCCACCUCCUUUUGCACCUGGGUACUAGAUAAAAACAUAAAGAUGGGUGGAUUUAAGUUGUAUUGCCAUUGAAUAGCGAGACAACAUAUGUCUCUUUGUUGUGAUGAUCUUUUUUACUAUGCAUUUCAAUGUCUG
Rhinichthys klamathensis goyatoka is the source of this 1640-nucleotide messenger RNA. RefSeq names its product hematopoietic SH2 domain containing (gene hsh2d). Bases 421 to 1533 code for a protein of 370 amino acids. The transcript is spliced from 7 exons. Gene Ontology annotation, cellular component: cytoplasm. The record is from RefSeq and is a predicted model, not a curated record. Lineage: Eukaryota; Metazoa; Chordata; Actinopteri; Cypriniformes; Leuciscidae.